GAGAGACAGGGGUGGGGUGCGCUUGGAUGUACACGAACAUGCCGAGAGGAGAGUGUGUGGACGAGCGAUGACAGCCAUGCUGAGCCCAAAGAUCAGACAAACCAGGAGAGCCAGGUCCAAGAGCAUGGUGAUGGGCGAGGUGUCCCGGGGCCCAUGCCGGCCGGCCUCCCCCAGCCUCCAGGAAGGGGCGCUGAAAGCUGGCUGGCUGAAGAAGCAGCGCAGCAUCAUGAAGAACUGGCAGCUGCGCUGGUUCGUGCUGCGCUCGGAUCAGCUCUUCUUCUACAAAGACGAGGAAGAAACCAAACCACAGGGCUGUAUACCUCUGCAGGGAUGCCAGGUCAACGAACUCACAGCUAACCCGGACGAACCAGGAAGACACCUUUUUGAGAUUGUACCAGGUGGAACGGGAGAGAAGGACCGGGCGCCGAUCAGCCAUGAGUCCUUCCUGCUGAUGGCGAACUCCCAGACGGACAUGGAUGACUGGGUCAAGGCCAUACGGCGGGUCAUCUGGGCGCCGUUCGGAGGAGGGAUAUUUGGUCAGCGCUUAGAGGACACCGUGCAGUAUGAGAAGAAGUUUGGCCCCCGGCUGGCCCCCCUGCUGGUGGAGCAGUGCGUGGACUUCAUCAGGGAGAGGGGCCUGGACGAGGAGGGUCUCUUCCGGAUGCCGGGGCAGGCCAACCUGGUGAAGGAGCUGCAGGAGGCCUUCGACUGCGGCGACAAGCCCCUGUUUGACAGUAACACGGACGUCCAUACGGUGGCGUCGUUGCUGAAGUUGUACCUGCGAGAGCUGCCGGAGCCAGUCAUCCCCUUCUCCAAAUAUGAAGACUUCCUGAGCUGUGCACAGCUUUUGGCCAAAGAGGAGGAAGAGGGGGUCCAGGAGCUCGGGAGGCAAGUGAACACUCUACCUCUCCCUAACUACAAUCUCCUCACGUACAUAUGCAAAUUCCUCGAUGAGGUCCAGUCCUACGCCAGUGAGAACAAAAUGAGCGUCCAGAACCUCGCCACGGUAUUUGGACCAAAUAUCCUUCGGCCCAAGAUGGAGGACCCGGUCACUAUCAUGGAAGGCACCUCCCUGGUCCAGCACCUGAUGACGAUCCUCAUCAGGGAGCACAACCGCUUUUACUCAGGGAGGGAACAGGAGGCAUCCAACGCGCCCCAAACGGAGCUCCCCGUCCAGGGGCAUCAGCUCCAGCAUCGCAGCCUCGGAGCCUGGAUCUCAGAGGAAGACCUCCAGAGCUGCCCGGUGUCCAACCCCGACCAAGAACUGCACAGCAGUGCCUCAUCUCUGGACGCCAAACUGUGUGCCGCCGUCAUUCCCACCCAGACCACGAACACUGGACCAAAACUGGGGUCUCCAUCGGGGAAAGGAGAGAUUGUGGUCAGCCCGAGUAAACAAGCCAAGGCCAUACCCUCCUGGAAAUACUCGUUCAAGAGCUCCUCGGCGCCUCGUUCGCAGCCGCAAGGCAAGCCGAGCGGCAGCAUCAGCGGCGGCUCUGUGCCCGACGCCGCGAGUGUAUCUUCCAGUGGGGGGGGAGGUGGAGGCAACUGGCUCAUGAACGGCCUGUCCUCCUUGAGGGGGCACCGGCGCACCUCGUCGGGCGAGCGGUCGGCCCGCGACCGCGACUCCACGGGCUCCUCCCAGAGACUGUCCACCUACGACAACGUCACCUCUUCCUCCAGCAUGGGGAGCGUCCCGAGUGUCGCCAGCACGCCGUGGUCCACCUCCUCCUGCGAGAUCUCCGUUCACGACUCGGGAAGCGAGCCCUCGGUCAACCACAACUGCAGCGUCGCAGGGGUUGAAGGCGGGGGGAAAGGGGAGUGGGUGGAGAGCCAAAGGGAGCUGGACGAAGGGGGGGCGACGGACCCGAGCUCCGAGCAGGACAGCUGCGAGGCCAUGGAGCUGUGCGGCAGCAGCGCGGCCUGCAGCGAGAACGGAAACAUGGCCACGGCGGCCGGGGUGCCGUCCAUCAUCACGUCGGAGGACGGAGACGAGACACUGACGCUGAGCAGCCUGGUGGAGGGACUGAAGGACGAGUUGAGGAAGCAGAAGACUACGUACGAGACCAGGAUCCAGAAGCUGGAGGAGUCCAGCGCCGCUCUGUGCGCGCAGAUGGAGCGUCUGGAGCAAGAGAUGGAGCAGGAGAGGAAGAAGCAGCGCAUGCUGGAGAUCAAACUGCGGAACUCUGAGCGGGCGCGGGAGGACGCGGAGAACCGCAACCGGCUGCUGGAGAAGGAGAUGGAGGAUUUCUUUUCCACGCUGGGGGAUCUGGCCCUGGGUGCGAGGACUAGCGAUAUUUGACACGCCACCCGUUUGUGGACAAAACCGUCGGAGCGUAUCCGGGGGCGUUCCUCGAGAAGAAGAAAAAAAAUGACAACAGGAAAAAAUAAAAGGAAGCCGCCUUGUUUGUGUACAUUCAGGACAAACUCUAAAAAGGGGGAACUCGCCGGUGAAGAUGGCGAAGGCCGGGGUCGUCUCCAUUGGAGCACGGGGCGGUCCCGAGUUUCUCGCGCACGCUUGAAAAGGGAACGUGGCGAUGAGGCGGCGGCUCUCGUGCUGCUCCGAUGGCUUCUUUAGACCACGACCCGACAGGAACGACCGAAAAACCGCAUCGCUCGCUAGAGACGGGGUGGAUGCGCACAGCGGGCUGAAGCUGACCUUUCAAGGACCAUUUUGGGAAACACGCUCGCUUUUUCUUGGCGAGAGACGGAUGAAAAGUUUGAUACCGUGAAGCUCAACAGCCAGCAGCCAAUUAGCCUGGCGAAAUAAAAACUAAAUCUGCUUACUAAUUACUUGUAAAGCUAUUUAAUUAACAUGUUAUAUG
Cyclopterus lumpus (lumpfish) is the source of this 2822-nucleotide messenger RNA. RefSeq names its product rho GTPase-activating protein 22 (gene arhgap22b). NCBI's taxonomy places the organism in Eukaryota, Metazoa, Chordata, Actinopteri, Perciformes, Cyclopteridae. Bases 68 to 2299 code for a protein of 743 amino acids. Gene Ontology annotation, biological process: signal transduction; activation of GTPase activity. The transcript has 10 exons. The record is from RefSeq and is a predicted model, not a curated record. Gene Ontology annotation, molecular function: GTPase activator activity. Gene Ontology annotation, cellular component: focal adhesion.